CUUUCGUCUUUACUCUUCGUAAAAUAUCUAUUCCAAAACGAUGUCCUCCCUUUUCUUGAAGAACUUGACUGCUGCUGCUGUCCGCCCCUCCAUUGCUAAGAAGCAAGCAUUGAACCGUGUCAUCCUUCCUUCUUUGGCUUCUAGAUUCCUCACUACAGCUGCCACUCAAGCUGCCUGUCACGACGAUGAACCUUCUUUCUUGCAAUCCGUCGAAAAGUACUAUGAUGCUGCUGCCCAAAUCAGCGAAGUUAAGCCUCACACUCUUGCUCAUCUUCGUGCUGUUGACAGCGUCCUCCGUGUUACUUUCCCCAUCGAAAAGGAAAACGGUGAAUAUGAAGUCAUUGAAGGUUAUCGUGCUCAACAUUCUCGCCACCGUUUGCCUGUUAAGGGUGGUAUCCGUUUCUCUGAAGAAGUUGAUUUGCAAGAAGUUGAAGCUUUGGCUUCCCUUAUGACUUACAAGUGUGCCGUUGUCGAUGUUCCUUUCGGUGGUGCUAAGGGUGGUAUCAAAAUCGAUCCCAAGAAGUAUACUCCUGACCAAUUAGAAAGAAUCACUCGUCGUUACACUAUGGAACUCUGCCAAAAGAAAUUCAUUGGCCCCGGUAUUGAUGUCCCCGCUCCUGAUGUAGGAACUGGUCCCAGAGAAAUGGCUUGGAUCAUGGAUACUUACUCUCAAUUCAACGUCGGUGAGGUUAAUGCCGCCGGUUGUGUUACUGGUAAGCCUUUGUCUUUGGGUGGUGUUCGUGGUCGUAACGAAGCCACUGGUUUGGGUGUUUACUACGGUAUUCGUGAAUUUAUCAGCUACCCCGAGGUUCAACAAAAGACCGGUGUCAGUGGCGAUAUGAGCAAGAACACCGUUGUCGUUCAAGGUUUCGGUAACGUCGGUUACUUCGCCGCCAAGUUCUUCGAAGAAAACGGUGCCAAGAUUGUCGGUAUUGGUGAAAGAGACUGCAGCAUCUAUGAUCCUAAUGGUCUCAAUGUCGAAGAACUUCACAAGUACUACAGAGCCAACGGUACCUUCAAAGGUUACUCCAGCACCGCUCAAAUCCUCGAAAACUCUAGCCAAAUUCUCGAAACUGAAUGUGAUAUCCUUAUUCCCGCUGCUCUUGAACGUCAAAUCGGUCUUCGUAACGUUAACAACGUCAAGGCUAAGAUCAUUGGUGAAGGUGCCAACGGUCCUGUCACUCCUGCCGCUCAUGACAUUCUCGAAAAGUCUGGUAAGGUCGUCGUUCCUGACUUGCUCUUGAACGCUGGUGGUGUCACCGUUUCCUACUUCGAAUGGCUCAAGAACUUGUCACACGUCCGUUUCGGUCGUAUGAACAAGAAGUGGGACGAACGUGCUCGUGCCAAGGUUGUUGCCCUUGUUGAAAAGAACGCUGGUCGUCCUUUAACUGAAGCUGAACGUAAGGCUAUUGUCCACGGUGCCGAAGAAGCUGACUUGGUUUACUCCGGUCUCGAAGAUACCAUGAUUCAAGCCUGUCAAGAAACUAGACAAACUGCCGAAUUAAAGAAGGUUGACUUCCGUUCUGCUGCCUACAUCAAUGCUAUUCAAAAGAUUGCUGCUGUCUAUGAAGGUUCUGGUAUGCUCUUCAUGCACUAG
Messenger RNA from Mycotypha africana, 1597 nucleotides. RefSeq lists its product as uncharacterized. NCBI's taxonomy places the organism in Eukaryota, Fungi, Mucoromycota, Mucoromycetes, Mucorales, Mycotyphaceae. Gene Ontology annotation, molecular function: L-glutamate dehydrogenase (NAD+) activity. Bases 41 to 1597 code for a protein of 518 amino acids. The record is from RefSeq and is a predicted model, not a curated record. The transcript has 7 exons. Gene Ontology annotation, cellular component: mitochondrion. Gene Ontology annotation, biological process: L-glutamate catabolic process.